Ascochyta rabiei is the source of this 1494-nucleotide messenger RNA. RefSeq names its product Protein S-acyltransferase. NCBI's taxonomy places the organism in Eukaryota, Fungi, Ascomycota, Dothideomycetes, Pleosporales, Didymellaceae. The transcript has 2 exons. The coding region runs from base 1 to 1494 and encodes 497 amino acids. Gene Ontology annotation, biological process: regulation of transcription by RNA polymerase II. Gene Ontology annotation, molecular function: chromatin insulator sequence binding. The record is from RefSeq and is a predicted model, not a curated record. Gene Ontology annotation, cellular component: chromosome.
AUGCCAGCGAUAGUGGAGCCAGAUAGAGUCAAGUGCACUUACGUCGAUUGCAACUUGCUCUUUGCGAACGAGACAGAUAUGAAGAGGCACAAGAAGCACAGUGAUGGGCACGACUACUGCCACAAGUGCGACGAAGAUUUCGAGUCGUACGAAGACCUUGCGCAGCACAAGAUCUUCCGGCCUGAUACGCACAACAAGGCCUGCCGUGUCUGUGGUCAGGAAUUCAAGUCCGAGUCUGGAUUGAGACGCCAUAUUGAGCUCGUAGGCGAGCACGUGCAUGCGGAUGAUGACAGCACUGACUAUUUGCAGACGCACAAAAUCGACCAAAAGCUGACCUGCAUUGGCUGCAACAAGUCCUUCUAUCGAGCUUGUCUUUUCAUCGAGCACCUCGAGUUUGGCUACUGUGAAGUCAUCUCCGCUUCGCAGUUCCAAGGCCACAUUGUACACAAGCAUCUAGUGACGGCGCUGCUGAAAGAUAGCUCAGCCUACGAUCGCUUCAAGGCGAAGCAAGCCAAGUACGAUGCGGCCACAGGGGACUUCGAGGAGGAGGGAGGUGUAUGUCUCGAUGAUCCCCUGGACAGAGACGAAGAGAUCGAGGACGUCAACUUUGCUGCACUCCAGCCUGAAGUUUCUAACGCGCCUCUUCCGCAGUCUGCUGCUGGCCCGUUUCCUCCACUUCGCACACACUCUCAGGCUUCUAGCUACGAUAUUUUUGAGGUAGCCUCUACCAUCGGUGCCAUGUCUGUCAACGGCGACAAUGAUACAAGUGCCAUCGUUGGACACCGCAGUUCUGCUCCGCACUCUGCGUACGGCAGUUCCACGUACGCUGCGUCUACAUCGACUGGUCGCCAGCUCAAGGUUUGGGGCGGCCGCAAUGGCAAAUCAGCUAGUAGUACCUUGUUUCCCAAUGCCAAAUCUACGCCAGCUACCAAGGAGUUCUCUAUCGCCGCGCAUGACGAGCAGAUGGAGCGCGACCACGGCAUCAACAUCAUGAGAACGCGGUUCUGGGAUCCACUCAGCAGCGACUGGAACCCUGAGCGCUUCUACGACUCGGUCAUCAACAAGUACAACUGUCCAUUUGUGUGCGAGCUCACAUUCGAGACACCUGCCGAUUUGAACAAGCAUAUUAAUGGCGACCACCGCCUCACGCGCAUGAAGUGUCCCAUGUGCCUCAAGUACUUCAAAUCGGCAACGGCACUCAUGGCACACUGCGAGAGCCGUGGGGCCAAGUGCCUGAUCAACAAGUCAGACAACUUCACCCUAUUUCUCGACCGCAUGUCCGGCGGUUUCCUCGGCGUCAAAGAGAAGGUCCGCCCCGAUCAUCUCAACAACCCCACGGUCCUGCUCACCGACCCGGAGACGGGCCGGGUGGAGCGCUACAAGCCGCCGGUGGCUUCGUACCUGCAGUACAUGGUGACGCAGCCGCCGGACUGGAAGGAGCCGAGCCGGGCGGGCGUGCAGAUAGGGUUUGCGAUGCAGCAGGGCCAGUGGUAG